AUGGACGUUUUGAGAAAGUGUUACGAGGUUACGUGUUCUCUUCGGGAAUAUGUUGAACUUCAUCUACAAGAAUUCAGCGCUAGUGAAGCUUUGGAAAGCUUUAUGAAUUCAAGCAUGGUGGCUUGUAAUGCCGACACGAACAUGCGCCUCGAUGGAGCUUUCACGACCAACAAAGCAAGCACGAUGGACGAGCUACUGGAGUUCGUUAUAACUCGAGCCGCCGCCAAAGGCAAAAUGCGAGACAACGGUUGUCUUUGGGAUAUAGACGGAGCCAAAUUCGACCGGCAGUGA
This is a messenger RNA of Paramuricea clavata, 291 nucleotides long. The record is from the annotation of a GenBank genome assembly. NCBI's taxonomy places the organism in Eukaryota, Metazoa, Cnidaria, Anthozoa, Malacalcyonacea, Plexauridae.